Molecule: messenger RNA, 933 nt
Organism: Lizanozyma spartinae
Lineage: Eukaryota; Fungi; Ascomycota; Pichiomycetes; Serinales; Debaryomycetaceae
Gene: LSP1
Product: lipid-binding protein
Exons: 1
Coding region: 1-933 (310 amino acids)
Biological process (GO): endocytosis; negative regulation of protein kinase activity; eisosome assembly
Cellular component (GO): eisosome filament; plasma membrane
Molecular function (GO): lipid binding
Source: RefSeq, a predicted model, not a curated record
AUGCACAGAACAUACUCAUUGAGAUCUCAGAGAGCCCCAACGGCUGCUCAAUUGCAAUCACCUCCACCUCCAACAUCCUCAACCAAGUCAAAGUUUUUCGGUAAGGGAUCUCUUUCCCAUUCAUUCCGUAAAUCUGCUGCUGGUGCUAUGGGACCAGAAUUGGCCCGUAAGUUGGCUCAAUUGAUCAAAAUGGAGAAGAAUUUGAUGCGUUCCAUUGAAAUCACUGCUCGUGAACGUAAAGACGUUGCUAAGCAAUUGAGUGUGUGGGGUGAAUCCAACGAUGAUGAUAUCUCUGAUAUCACUGAUAAGUUGGGUGUUUUAGUGUAUGAAGUUGGUGAAUUGGAAGAUCAAUUCAUUGACAAGUAUGAUCAAUACAGAAUUACCAUCAAGUCCAUCAGAGAUAUUGAAGGUAGUGUUCAACCAUCCAGAGAACGUAAGCAAAAAAUCACUGAUCAAAUUGCUUACCUCAAGUACAAGGAUCCUCAAUCUCCAAAGAUUAACGUUUUGGAACAAGAAUUGGUUAGAGCUGAAGCUGAGUCCUUGGUUGCUGAAGCUCAAUUGUCUAACAUUACUAGAGAAAAGUUGAAGACUGCUUUCAACUAUCAAUUUGACUCUGUUAGAGAACACGCUGAAAAGAUUGCCUUAAUUGCUGGUUACGGUAAGGCUCUUUUGGAAUUGUUGGAUGAAUCUCCUGUUACUCCUGGUGAAACCAGACCUGCUUACGAUGGUUACGAAGCAUCCAAACAAAUCAUCAUUGACUGUGAAAAUGCUUUGGCUUCAUGGACCUUUGACUCUGCUGCUGUCAGACCUACUUUGUCUUUAGCUGGUCACGAAGAAGAGUACGAUGAUGACGUUGCUGAUUUGGCUGAAGAAACUGAACACUUGCACACCACCGAACAACAAUGGGAAGAAGAAAACAAGCAAACCGCUUAA